GUUGACUAUAAAACCUCAUCAUGACCAACCUGGCCACUGUAAUCUUCGACAGUGCUUAGAACCACUCUGUGUAACACAUAAAUCUCUUCAUCGUCGUUUCAAUAAACGUGAAUUCGAGUAAUUUGAGUCUGUCAAACUUAACCACUUCGUCGUCUUACACACCAUUUUAAUUUUACUUUUUCCGUUAUUUCUUACGGAUCUACGAAGACACUAUGAAGAUCCUUGUGCUAUUACUCGGUCUGACGGUGGCGUCAUAUGCACAAUACAACAGAUAUCCAUACAACCCCGAGUACUACGGCAGACAUAUCGCCAUAUUGCGACAAUCGAAAGACACAGCACCAGACGGAUCUUACUCCUACAGUUACGACACCGAAAAUGGAAUCUCGGUAGCAGAACAAGGACGUCCAAAGAAUAUUGGUCCAGCCCAAAUCGAAGAGGUCAGAGGUCAAUAUAGUUAUACAGCACCAGACGGUACCCCGAUAUUGGUCACUUACACCGCAGACGAGAACGGCUUUCAAGCGAGCGGUGCUCACUUACCUACACCUCCGCCCAUUCCACCUGCCAUCCAACGAGCCCUCAGCUACAACGCGGCUCAUCCCGAGGAGGAGGAGCCUUACAGGAGAUACUAGACAUGACAUUAUGUUUAUCGACUUCUAUUCUAUUUUUCUCUUCCACAUCUUUCUCCUUUUCUCUUAUUCUUUUUUUUCUUUCUUAUUUUUUUUUUCUUUUUUUUUUUUCAUUAUAUUACUUUUAUCGUUUCUUUACGAUUAUCACGAGUAUCAGGACGAUUCGUUCGCUAUUGUCAACGAAGAUGAACGAAGUCUUUUAUUCUUAUUCUUCUCCUUCUUUUUCUUUGAGGGUAUAUCAUUUUCUAAACCAGCUAGCUUUUGCUAAGACACUAACUAUAAAAAUCACAAGGAACUGCCUGUAACAUCUACAAAUGCGUAAUUGUCCUUUUCAUUCGAUCCUCCACGUUGAUAGAUAAAGAAGAAUAGUAAGGAAAUUGAAUGAGAAGGAUCAAAGAGGAUUGCCUUUAUUUAACGUUUUAAAUUAUGCUCCUUAUUGCUCUUCUCUAUUUCUUUCUUUCUAUCUUUUUCUCUUUCUCUCUCCUUUUCUCUCUUCUUUUGCAAUUUCUAUUUUUGACAUACGUACUCGUCAGUUCGUUUCGAGUGGAAAGCCAAAUAGGUAAAUUCCAUUAGAGACUAAAUCACAACGAAAAUUAUUUGGAUAAUGAUCUGUUAGAACUAAAGAUUUAUUUGGAAAGAUAAAGGACAAUGUUAUCGUAACGUAACAUCUAGAUGUUUAAAAAGAAAGGAAAUUGUAUCUUUAAGUGAUCGAUCCAGCGUGAAAAAGUUUAAUGUAAUUUCCUUUGACGAAAUAAUCGAUGCUAGCGAAAUCCAAAUAGGAAGAAAAAAAACCAAGAGAAGGAGAGAGAAAAAGAGAGAUAAAGAGACAGUUUACUGGAUACGAUACGAAGAGGAGAGAUCACUUACGAUUAGAGAAGAGCUGCUUCAGAUUUAUCUAGACGAUAAAACGUCAAAUUAACGCGCGCUAUUAUUGUUCUUUUAAUAGAAUGUAACCGCUUGUGUCUUUAGACGAUGAUAAAUACAUGCAAUCGACUUGAAA
Messenger RNA from Polistes dominula (European paper wasp), 1626 nucleotides. Its product is annotated as endocuticle structural glycoprotein SgAbd-1. Gene Ontology annotation, molecular function: structural constituent of chitin-based larval cuticle. The record is from RefSeq and is a predicted model, not a curated record. NCBI's taxonomy places the organism in Eukaryota, Metazoa, Arthropoda, Insecta, Hymenoptera, Vespidae. Gene Ontology annotation, cellular component: chitin-based extracellular matrix.